AGUAGCCAAUAGGCAAGAACAAUCCGAUUUUAAUGCGAGAGACGCGCGAAUUGCCUGCUUCGCGUGUUGCCGUGCCGCUAAUGAAUGUCAUGGGUGAUGUUCGGGCUGCCGUUCCAGAGCUGUCGCAAGAAGAGGCGAACAUCUACGAUCGUCAGAUACGCCUCUGGGGUUUGGAGUCGCAAAAGAGGUUGCGAGCUGUGAGAGUUCUGGUCGCCGGCUUGAACGGCCUCGGAGCUGAAGUGGCGAAGAACCUGGUUUUGGCGGGCAUCAAGUCCAUUACCCUCCUCGAUAACCACAAUGUGACCAAUGAUGACUUCGCGGCCCAAUUCAUGGUCGACAGAAAAGAUGUUGGCAAAAAUAGAGCGCACAGUUCAAAGGCGUACACGAAGAACCUGAAUCCUAUGGUUGAAGUGGAGUCCGAAGACGGCGAGCUGGUGGACAAGGACGACGAUUAUUUCCGCAAGUUCGACAUUGUGUGCUGCACUGAGAGCCUUCCCACGGAAGCCCUCAUCAAGGUCAACACUUGCUGUCGUAAUCUCGGUGUCAAGUUUUUCUGCGGCCAUGUGUGGGGCUUCUUCGGCUACUACUUCAGCGACCUCAUUCAGCACGCCUACACGCAAGAAGUGCCUAAACUCGCAAAGCCUGGCGCUCCUUGCCCAGCCAAGAAACAAAAGAUGGAAAACGACACGAGUGCAGUGAUUCAAAAGGUGAUGACCUGUGUACCACUUUCGAGAGCACUUCAAGUCAAGGCGGGCAAAGCAAGCACCGGCCUGGAUCGGAAGACGUCGCCUCUCUUCUUUCUGCUCCACGUUCUACUGCGUUUCUACGACAAGCACCAUGUCGAUCCUUGCGAGUCGGACAAGGAAAAGCUAGUGGAACUGAGGAGCGAAGUGGCAGCAGACCUGGCUAUCGACAAGGAACGCAUACCUGAGAGUCUCUUCAACACCAUUUCCAAGGAAGUGUGCGCGACGAACGCCGUUGUUGGAGGUGUCCUGGCUCAGGACAUUAUCAAGGUGGCAUCGUGCAAGGACCCGCCGCUAAAAAACUUCUUCCUUUUUGAUGGCUUCGAGUGCUUGCGGUCUCCAAGAAAACAUUGGCCGGUGACUGUACACACUCCUCAUCACUAAUGCAUUUAACUAUCAUUCAUAACAUACCGAGGAAUAUAAUGAAAUAAAGGUUGCACAAUACAGAUUGAAAGUUUGGACUGGGCCAAACUUUCACUCUUGUAUCUUGUAUCUCACUACCUA
This is a messenger RNA of Rhipicephalus microplus (southern cattle tick), 1247 nucleotides long. It is a transcript of the gene Aos1, whose product is annotated as SUMO1 activating enzyme subunit 1. Gene Ontology annotation, biological process: protein sumoylation. The record is from RefSeq and is a predicted model, not a curated record. Gene Ontology annotation, molecular function: SUMO activating enzyme activity. Lineage: Eukaryota; Metazoa; Arthropoda; Arachnida; Ixodida; Ixodidae. Gene Ontology annotation, cellular component: cytoplasm; SUMO activating enzyme complex.